UUUGGUUGAACAGUAUAGUUUUUCAGCUUGUCUUGACAGAGAUGAAUCGCAGUGUUUCACUCAGUGCUCGAUUAGUCGGCCUGUGCGCUGAAGAUGUUUACCGGGUGUUGCAUAGUAACAACACAAAAAUACCACUGACCUUCACCUGCUUCAGUCUGGCUAUAAAUCUCAGAUUUUGCUCAAAACUUCUAAAACACAUCUGACUCUUUACAUUAACCCAAGACAAGUCACCCAUGGCAGAAUCAGACCCGACCUGUUUAGCCUCUCUGAUAUACCUGCUGAGGGAGCGAUUCUACAGGCAUGUGAUAAACACAGCUCUGAACUACCUGAAACUCUACCCAAACGACCCCGUGCUCCUGUUCUUCAAAGCUUUUGCGGCUUUAAAUGAAGGACGCUUUCAGGAGGCUGUGAGAGAGCUGAACAGUCUGAGAGACAAGCCUCAGGUCUGCCUGUGCUCAGUGAUGGCCCUGCUGUGGGCACACAGGCAAAGAGAGACCACUGAUGGAGAGACCGUGUCUGAGCUGGAGUCCUGUUUAAAGACAGCCAAGAGGACAGCUGGAGAAAAGGCUCUGUACUAUGUGGCACUGCUUUACUGGAUUCUGGGGAGAACUCAUAAAGCCAGAGAGUACAUAGACAAGAUGCUCAAAUUAUCCAAUGGCUCUUCAGAGGGGCAUAUUCUUAAGUGCUGGAUUGUCCUGACCUCAGAGAAUGAUGCUGAACGAGCCCAAGCUACUCGAUAUUUCAACAGUGGCAUUUCUGACUCUAAAAACGUGUUUGGACUGAUGGGAAAGAUCGAAUUUUUCAUGGCGAGACAGAAGGAGUCCUAUGCUCUGAAUGUCAUCAGUCAGAUCAUAGCUUCCUAUCCUGACUUUAUUCCAGCUCUGGUUCUCAAGAUGAAUAUAUUUAUGUCACUUCACAACUGGGAACACACAGCUGAAGUGGCUGAAAGGAUCCUAGAGCUAGAUCCGCAUAACAUAAAAGCACUUCAGAUGUUAAGCAUAAUCUUUGCAGCAAAGGAUGGCGAUAUAGAGAAGGUGAAAGAAUAUCUUCAGUUACUUCUGACUGCAGUUGAGGUCACAGAGCCCAGCACUCCCAGUCUUCAUAUGGAGGUCACCAUGCCCAUUAGCAGACUGUCUGGACACAAUAAAGAUGUUGUGCAGAUGCUGACAUCAUUUUUGCAGAGAUGUGUAUCCAGAGCACCAGAGGAUUCUGCCAUAAUCUCUGAGCUCGCUUAUCUCCUUACUCUCCAGCACAAGUACAAAGAGGCCCACAAAUGGUACACCAAGGCGCUGAAUAUAGACUCUGACAGUGUGGCUGCUAUAUCAGGUAUGAUCAGGUGUGAGAUGAUGGAUGGGCGGGUGGAGAAAGCAGCAGAGCAGCUGGAGUUCUUCCAUGCAUCACUAGGAGGCUCAGCACAGGAAAUCAUACUUUUGCAAGCCAUAUUGGCCACAAAGAAAGGAGUAGCUCAGGAGAAUGUGGUGGUCCUGCUAAAGGACGCCACAGAGCUCCAUUUUCAGACUCUUCAAGGAAUACCGCAUGGUGUAGACUACCUACAGAGACUCAACCUCAGCUUUCUCCUUGAGGUUGUCAGCAUGCAUCUUGCCAGCAGUCAGGAUAUGCCUUAUGAUGCUGGUCAACCCUAUCCCUUUGGACUGAAGCACGCCUCUAUGAUUCUCGAGGCUGUAAUUAAAGCUGCUCCCCAUGUGCUACCCAGCUGCUAUUACAUGGCAUAUGUCAAAUUCCUUACAGGUGAUCAGGCAGCUGCUCAGCACUUUCUGAACCUCUGCAUGGAGAAAGAUCCCUCCAUGCCUGAGAUCCACUUACUGCAGGCCAAACUUCACCUUCAUGCAGGAGAUUACAGCAAGUGUUUUAGCAGUUUGGAGUCUGGAGUCAGCUACAACUUUGAAUUAAGACAGAAGCCACAGUAUAAUUUAAUCAAAGCCAGAGCCCUGAAGAGAGCUGGGCAGCUGUCUGAAGCUAUCCAAUGUCUCCACAUGGUGAUGAGCAUGCCAGGGGUCAAAAAGAUCAUUAAGGGACAAGAAAACCUGAUCUCUUGCAGUGAGCGAGUUUCUUUGUUCCUGGAGCUAGCAGAUGCCCUUAGACUAAAUGGAGAGCAGCAUGAGGCUACCAAAGUCAUACAGGAUGCAAUGUGGCAGUUUAAGGACACCCCUGAAGAAAUGAGGGUUAUGGUGGCUAAUGUAGACUUGGCCUUAGCUAAAGACAAUAUUGACGCAGCUCUAAAUGCACUGAAAAGUAUAAUGCCAGGUGUGUCCAUCUACGUACAUGCCAAGGAGAAGAUGGCCUGCAUUUACCUUGAAAGACUGAGAAACAAGAGUCUUUACAUAGCAUGCUACAGAGAAAUCUGUGAACAGCUACCAGGACCUCACUCUAAUGUGUUGCUUGGUGAUGCCUUUAUGAAGAUACAAGAGCCAGAAAAAGCCAUUGAGGCCUAUCAAGAAGCAGUAAAAAUGGCACCCGAUGAUGCAACACUUGCCAAGAAAAUAGGCCAAGCCCUGGUGAGGACACACCAGUAUGAUAAGGCUAUUAACUACUAUGAAACUGCCUUCAACACCAGCAUAAAGGAUUCUGUGUGUUUAGAGCUGGCUGAGCUUCUGCUUAAACUCAAGCAGUCUGAAAGGGCUGAGAAAAUCAUACAGAAGGCCUUGGAUCAUGAAGACAGCACUGAUCUGACCACCAUGAUAAAUGAUGUAAAAUUUUCAAGAAUGCUUGUGACAGUUCUGCAGGCCAGAAAUGAACAAUGUCUAGAGAAGAUACAACAGAUCUCUGAAGUCCAGCAGAAGAUUAUGAGACGUUUGCCAUUUGAGCAGCCUGAGACCAAAGAUGAGCAGAGGAAAGUGGCAGCAGCUAUUUGUUGUGAACAGGCCCAAGAGUAUCGUAGGAAAUCUGAUCUAGAAAGAGCGAAGCAGUGUUAUUCAGAUGCUCUAAGCUACAUUCCGGACGACAUAGAGAUUCAUUUACAGCUUGCUGAGUUGUACUAUGAACACCACCAACUUGACUAUUGUGAAGACCACUGUCUUAAGAUAUUGAAGCUCAACGACAAUCAUACUAGCACCACUAUGCUGCUAGCUGAUGUGCUGUUCCAGAGAAACCAAAAAGAAGAAGCUCUCAAGCUGUACACAGAUAUCCUAAACAAACAUCCAGACAACCUCUGUGCCCUGGUGAAAUUUCUCCACAUGCUACGCUGGGUAGGGAGACUGGAUGAAGUGCUGUCCUUCUUUAAGAACUGUGAAGCCUACUCUCCAACUGUAGUUACAGAACCAGGUUAUAACUACUGCAAAGGCCUCUACUACUGGCAUGCGUACCGUGUACGGGAGGCAAUGAUGCACCUGAACCAGGCCAGAAGGGAUGCAGAAUGGGGGGAAGAUGCACUCGAGCUGAUGGUGCACAUCUCUCUUAACCCAGACAAGAAGACAUUUGGCGGAGAGGUGUUUGAAAAUUCAGAGGAAGGCUCAAGCUCCAGUGUGCCACUUGUUCCUGAUGGCGAAAAGUUAAUGGGAUUGAACAUGGCCCAGAAUCUGCUGAGAGAAUUCCAUCCCCGCUCCAGAUCUGGCCAGGACAAGACCACUAUCCUUUACAACCUCUGUGUGAUCUACAGCAAUGAGCCGAAACAAAUGGAGAGUGCUGUACAUGUCCUGUCUGACAUGAUCGAAAGGAAGGUGAUGUUGGAGACCUCAUUGCUCGUAGUUGCCCAGGCACUGCUGCUCCUCAAACAGACUCCCAAAGCAAGAAACUUCCUAAAGAGGAUCAGCAAGAUGCAAUGGACCCCUGGCAUUGCUGAGGACAUUGAGAAAAGCUGCCUGCUCCUUGCUGACAUGUACAUCAAAACAGGAAAAUAUGUGAAUGCUGAUAAACUUCUGGAUGAUUGUAUUCGACACAAUAAGUCAUGCAGCAAGGCAUAUGAGUAUAAAGGCUUUAUAAUGGAGAAUGAUCAGAGAUACAAAGACGCUGCUGAACAAUACGAACUGGCCUGGAAAUACAGCUACUGCAUAGAUCCUGCAAUCGGAUACAGACUCGCUUUCAAUUAUCUGAAGUAUAAGAAUUACACACAGGCCAUUGGUGUCUGUCAUCAGGUUCUGCAGGAACAUCCUGAUUAUCCUCAGAUCCAAACUGAAAUUCUACACCGAGCCCAGCUCUCUCUAAGACCAUAAGCACAAAGAGACAUUUAAGCAAUCUAAACCCUUUUACGAUACAAGGACAUGUUAUAUCAACUGAUUGAUAACUAACUGAUUUCAUAGCAAAGUAUACUAGAUAAAUGUGCUUGAAUUGCAACUAUUUUCUAUAUAUAAAUUAGUAUAUAAUAGAUGGUACAGCAUGAAUGUCUUGUAAAAAUUCACAAGUAUACAAUAACUUACUAACUCCUUACGUUUCCAGUGUGAUGUCUUUUAAAGUGUUGUAAUGGAUGGAGUGUGCUAACAUGCAUCUUGAUUGUACCUGUAAAAGUUUCUAAUAUUUUUCUCAAUUCUGUCACUAGCACACUUUCUGCAUGAACUCUCUUGUAUUAAAACAAUGAUACAGCAUCUGUGCUUAAAAUAAAUAAAUAAAUGG
This is a messenger RNA of Hemibagrus wyckioides, 4566 nucleotides long. It is a transcript of the gene ttc21a, whose product is annotated as tetratricopeptide repeat domain 21A. Gene Ontology annotation, cellular component: intraciliary transport particle A. Lineage: Eukaryota; Metazoa; Chordata; Actinopteri; Siluriformes; Bagridae. Gene Ontology annotation, biological process: protein localization to cilium; intraciliary retrograde transport. The record is from RefSeq and is a predicted model, not a curated record. Gene Ontology annotation, molecular function: RNA binding; protein binding. The coding region runs from base 234 to 4169 and encodes 1311 amino acids. The transcript has 29 exons.